UUCAAAAAAUAUAUCUCCUUCCCGAACUUGUGCAAACCACGCGCCCCUUUUACGGGCUUGCCCCACCUUUACAUUUACAACCUAAAAAAAAACACAACACCGCCUACAAUAAUAUUCUUAUAUUAUUCAAAAAAAAAAUUCUUAUAUUCUCAAAUUAGUCAAACUUUCUCAUCAAAUCACAUCCGUCCUUUUACCCUUCUUCAUCCAUCAACGGCAGAAACCUCUCCAUACUAGCCGCGUCACACUAGAUAAUUCCUCGAAAAGCUGAAAAAAUAUUCCCAAAAAAUAACAAAAACAGACAUAAAUAUCACCAUUUUCCAUCUUCUUCUUCGCCAUUUUUUUUUCUCUGAAUUUUAUUUCAUUUCCCCAAAAAUAUCGUCAUGAUAGGAACGACGUCGUCUCUGUCUCCAUUGCUAAGAGCAGCACGUUUACUUUCUCUCUCCUCUGCUUCUUCAUCGUCGUAUUAUUCUCCUUCUUCUAGAAUCUUCUCGGCCGUUCAAUCUCAGCCGGUUUCCGGUUACCGAUUUUCAUCUGGUCUCCGAUCUAUUGCUUCCUCCACUUCCCGGUGGAGUCACGGUACUGACUGGCGAUCUCCGGUCACUAUUAGGUCUCAGAUUGCUUCUUCUCCUCCUACUCCUCUUGAACGAUUCCAACGCAGAAUCGCAACUAUGGCUGCUGAGCAUCCUUACAAGGAAAUCUUCACCAGUUUGCCCAAACCAGGUGGUGGUGAAUUUGGAAAGUAUUACAGUCUUCCAGGUCUAAACGAUCCAAGAGUUGAGAAGUUACCUUACUCUAUUCGGAUCCUUUUGGAGUCAGCCAUUCGUAACUGCGAUGGCUUUCAAGUUACAAAGGAGGAUGUUGAGAAAAUCAUUGACUGGGAAAACUCAGCACCUAAGCUAGUUGAAAUUCCCUUUAAACCCGCUCGUGUCCUUUUACAGGAUUUUACUGGUGUGCCAGCUGUGGUUGACUUGGCUGCAAUGAGGGAUGCCAUGAAGAACCUUAACAAUGACCCUAACAAGAUCAAUCCAUUGGUUCCUGUGGAUCUUGUCAUUGAUCAUUCAGUGCAAGUUGAUGUAGCAAGGUCUGAGAACGCAGUUCAGGCAAAUAUGGAACUCGAGUUUAAGAGGAAUGGAGAGAGGUUUGGUUUCCUAAAAUGGGGAUCAACUGCUUUCCGUAACAUGCUUGUUGUUCCACCUGGUUCUGGAAUUGUGCACCAGGUCAAUUUGGAGUAUCUUGGACGAGUUGUUUUCAACAACGAGGGACUUCUUUAUCCAGAUAGUGUUGUUGGUACCGAUUCACACACAACUAUGAUUGACGGGCUAGGUGUUGCUGGUUGGGGUGUUGGAGGAAUCGAAGCUGAGGCAACUAUGCUUGGUCAGCCCAUGAGCAUGGUUUUACCUGGUGUUGUUGGAUUCAAGAUGACUGGUAAACUACGUGAUGGUGUCACAGCCACAGAUCUGGUUUUGACAGCAACACAAAUGUUGAGGAAGCAUGGUGUUGUUGGCAAGUUUGUCGAGUUUCAUGGUCAGGGAGUGGGUCAGUUGUCACUUGCUGAUAGGGCUACUAUUGCCAACAUGUCUCCUGAAUAUGGGGCAACUAUGGGUUUCUUCCCUGUGGAUCAUGUUACUUUGGAUUACCUAAAAUUGACUGGAAGAAGUGAUGAGACUGUUUCUAUGAUUGAGCAAUAUCUACGGGCAAAUAAGAUGUUUGUUGACUACAGUGAGCCUCAACAAGAUAGAGUUUAUUCAUCAUAUCUUGAGCUGGAUUUAGCAGAAGUCGAGCCAUGCAUGUCAGGACCAAAACGGCCACAUGACCGCGUUCCCCUGAAGGAAAUGAAGGCUGAUUGGAAUUCGUGUCUUAACAACAAAGUUGGUUUUAAGGGUUUUGCUAUUCCCAAAGAAGAGCAGGAUAAAGUUGCUAAGUUUUCAUUCCAUGGCCAGCCUGCUGAAUUGAAGCAUGGUAGUGUUGUCAUAGCAGCUAUAACAAGUUGCACAAACACAUCAAACCCAAGUGUUAUGUUGGGUGCUGCUUUGGUCGCUAAGAAAGCUACUGAGUUGGGUUUGGAGGUCAAGCCAUGGGUUAAAACCAGUCUUGCUCCUGGAUCUGGAGUAGUUACAAAAUAUCUGGAGAAGAGUGGUCUGCAGAAAUACUUGGAUCAACAGGGCUUCAACAUUGUUGGUUAUGGUUGCACAACUUGUAUUGGAAACUCUGGUGAUCUAGAUGAAUCUGUUUCUGCCGCUAUUUCUGAGAAUGAUAUUGUGGCAGCAGCUGUGCUUUCUGGUAACCGUAAUUUUGAAGGUCGUGUUCACCCUUUGACACGAGCCAAUUAUCUUGCUUCUCCUCCAUUGGUUGUUGCUUAUGCAUUGGCUGGAACUGUUGAUAUUGACUUUGAUAAAGAUCCUAUUGGUACUGGGAAGGAUGGGAAGAGUGUUUACUUCAGAGACAUUUGGCCUAGCAAUGAUGAGAUAGCUCAGGUUGUGCAAUCAAGCGUACUGCCCGACAUGUUCAAAAGUACCUAUGAAGCUAUCACUAAGGGGAACCCAAUGUGGAAUUCUCUGGAAGUUCCUGCUGGCACCCUCUACAAGUGGGACUCAAAUUCCACAUACAUACAUGAACCCCCAUAUUUCAAGAAUAUGAGCUUGAAUCCACCUGGACCUUUUGGAGUAAAGGAUGCCUAUUGUCUUCUCAAUUUCGGCGACAGUAUCACUACCGAUCAUAUCUCACCAGCAGGGAGCAUCCACAAGGAUAGUCCUGCAGCCAAGUUUUUACUAGAACGUGGGGUUGAUCGCAAAGAUUUCAACUCAUAUGGUAGCCGUAGAGGCAAUGAUGAAGUGAUGGCAAGGGGUACCUUCGCAAACAUUCGCAUUGUAAACAAGCUCUUGAAUGGAGAAGUGGGUCCAAAAACAAUUCACAUUCCAACUGGGGAGAAGUUGUAUGUCUUUGAUGCUGCAAUGAGGUACAAGGAGGCUGGUCAUGACACCAUUGUCCUAGCCGGUGCUGAGUAUGGAAGUGGUAGUUCAAGGGAUUGGGCUGCUAAAGGUCCAAUGUUGCAGGGCGUGAAAGCUGUGAUCUCUAAGAGUUUUGAGAGGAUCCACCGUAGUAAUCUUGUAGGUAUGGGAGUUAUCCCGCUAUGCUUCAAGGCUGGUGAGGAUGCUGAAACAUUAGGGCUAACCGGUCAUGAGAGAUACACAAUUGACCUCCCUUCUAAAGUUAGCGAGAUUAGACCAGGACAAGAUGUCACAGUAACAACUGACAAUGGAAAGUCCUUUGUUUGCACCCUCCGCUUUGACACAGAGGUUGAGCUGGCCUAUUUCGACCAUGGUGGAAUCCUUCCAUACGUUAUUCGUCAAUUGAUGAAGCAACAAUAAUCAUUCUUCAAUUGAAAUCAGUUUUGUCCUUUCUCUUUCAGACAGCGAAGAGUUCUCAAUUGGGAGUUUUUGUUAAUAAUCGAGCACCUUGUUUUUGGUUAAUAAUUAAGCACCGUGUGAUUUGAAAUUUCAUGAACUCGUGUGCUUUAGGCUCUAAGAUUCUCAACCAUUAAAUCUUAGUGGUUUAAUUUGUUUUAAUUCUCAACCAUUAAUUCAUAGUGGUUUAAUUAAUUUCCUUAACUUGUGUUAUUGAAUUUUGUUAGCUAUCUAUCGAUUUUUUGCUUA
Chenopodium quinoa (quinoa) is the source of this 3653-nucleotide messenger RNA. Its product is annotated as putative aconitate hydratase, cytoplasmic. NCBI's taxonomy places the organism in Eukaryota, Viridiplantae, Streptophyta, Magnoliopsida, Caryophyllales, Amaranthaceae. Gene Ontology annotation, biological process: tricarboxylic acid cycle; citrate metabolic process. Gene Ontology annotation, molecular function: aconitate hydratase activity; 4 iron, 4 sulfur cluster binding. The coding region runs from base 381 to 3368 and encodes 995 amino acids. The transcript has 20 exons. The record is from RefSeq and is a predicted model, not a curated record. Gene Ontology annotation, cellular component: mitochondrion; cytosol.